AGCGCCCCGGCUCUUGCCGAACAGCUCUUGACAGAAUAACGCGCGUGGCUGUCCCCACCCCUGGGAGGGGUUGCCGGUGCCGCGAGCUGCCUCCCAGUUUUGCAGCGCUCUCCCCUGGGAGGAUCUGCCGCCGGGAAGGAGUGGAAGCCACCUGGCCGAGGCGCACAAGUGGCUCCGGAGGGAGCCGGCGUGGGGUCCGCAGCCUCGUGUCCCCUCUUGGGCGCGGCGAUCGGAGCCCAGGCGCAGCCCGGAGCUUGGUGGCAGUGGGGCCAGGCGCACCGCGAUUUGGGGCUUCUGCUGAGCGGUCCCCCCGCGCCCCCACGGGGUCCUGCAGCCCGGAUCCACCGGCUGGAAGCCACGGGGAACCGCUGCCGCGGGCUGAGGACUAACACCGUCCCUCCGGAAAGCGGGUUCUGCUAUGACAGCUGGGCUCCCCAAGGGGUUAACCUGGGUGUCCUCGGCAAAGUUGUCGCCCAGCCGGGAGCCCGUUUAGGGGUCACAGCGCCGCGGCUCGGGGGCCGGCCCGGUGGCCGGCGGCGGCCGUGGCUUGGCGGGACCCGCGCGGCCGGGGGGCUUCUGGGGGUGUGCGCCCCCAGCCGGCUGCCCUCGUGGAUGCCUCCCGGCGGCGGCGGGCCCAUGAAAGACUGCGAAUACAGCCAGAUCAGCACCCACAGCUCCUCCCCCAUGGAGUCGCCCCACAAGAAGAAGAAAACCGCGGCCCGGAGGAAAUGGGAGGUGUUCCCGGGGAGAAACAAGUUCUUCUGCAACGGGAGGAUCAUGAUGGCUCGGCAGACCGGCGUCUUCUACCUGACGCUCGUCCUCAUCCUGGUCACCAGCGGACUCUUCUUCGCCUUCGACUGUCCAUACCUCGCUGUGAACAUCACCCCCGCCAUCCCCGUGGUCGGCGGAAUCUUGUUCUUCUUUGUGAUGGGGACCCUGCUUCGGACCAGCUUCAGUGACCCGGGUGUCCUCCCUCGAGCCACUCCUGAUGAAGCCGCAGAUCUGGAAAGGCAAAUAGAUAUCGCCAAUGGCACCAGUUCAGGGGGGUACCGCCCACCUCCCAGAACCAAAGAAGUCAUCAUCAAUGGCCAGACUGUGAAACUAAAGUACUGUUUUACCUGCAAGAUUUUCCGUCCCCCUCGGGCCUCCCACUGCAGCCUGUGUGAUAACUGCGUAGAACGGUUUGACCACCACUGUCCCUGGGUAGGCAACUGUGUGGGAAAAAGAAACUACAGAUUUUUUUAUAUGUUUAUUUUAUCCCUGUCUUUUCUGACAGUCUUUAUAUUUGCAUUCGUUAUCACCCACGUCAUUCUUCGGUCACAGCAAACGGGGUUCCUCAACGCCCUUAAGGACAGUCCGGCGAGUGUGCUGGAGGCUGUGGUAUGCUUCUUUUCCGUCUGGUCCAUCGUUGGCCUCUCAGGUUUCCACACGUACUUGAUCAGCUCCAACCAGACAACAAAUGAAGACAUCAAAGGGUCUUGGUCCAAUAAGAGAGGUAAAGAAAAUUACAACCCCUACAGCUAUGGAAACAUCUUCACAAACUGCUGUGUCGCCCUGUGUGGCCCCAUCUCCCCCAGCCUAAUCGACAGAAGAGGAUACAUCCAGCCCGACACACCACAGCCAGCAGCGCCAUCCAACGGGAUCACUAUGUAUGGGGCCACGCAAUCACAGAGUGACAUGUGCGACCAAGACCAAUGCAUUCAGAGCACCAAAUUCGUUUUGCAGGCAGCAGCCACCCCUCUGCUUCAGAGCGAGCCGAGCCUCACCAGUGACGAGCUGCAUAUGCCUGGGAAGCCAGGCUUGGGCACCCCGUGUGCUAGCUUGACACUGGGUCAGCCCACGCCACCCUCCUCCAUGCCCAAUCUUGCCACCGAGGCCACGCUCUCGGACAUUAUGCCCCUGAAGGAUGAGCACGGGGCCCACCAGUUUCUGACCCCAGACGAGGCACCCUCACCACCAAGGAUGCUUGGGGCAGGCAGCCCCCUGACACACAGCCGUACCAUGCACAUGCUGGGCCUGGCCAGCCAGGACUCUCUGCACGAAGACUCCGUGCGGGGCUUGGUAAAACUCAGCUCCGUGUGACCUGCAUGGCCAGCCCUGGGACCACAGAUGACAAACAAAAAGAAAACAAUGGACACAGCCAAGUGAACAUUUUGUUUGGAGUCUGCCCGUUGGGCCCGGGGAGGGAGGAUCCUCCUCCUCCGGAGGGACCUGGAAUUGGAAGAAGCUGCGUGGAUGCAGCACCCCCUGUCGGCUGCUCUUGGGACAGACGCGAGGAUGAUUUUCAACAUUGGUGGCCAGACUGAGAUUCACUUAAUGUGACGCUACUAAUUGAAAUCGACCCGCCGUUCCAUUUGAUCACUAAGACAAAACAAAACAAAAAUCCUAAAGGGAAAAGCCGAGCAGACAUGGGUUUGCAUGCCACACAUGUGUCACAGUGGUGGUAUUCCAGAAGGUGUUCCCCUUCCUUUCGUUCUUUUUAAUCCUGUGAAACCACUCAGAGCGACAGACUGAGCCCAUGGGCGGGUGAUGCCAUCCUGCGUGGACUUAGCUGUAUGCGGAUGGACGCCCCCUUCUGCAGAGGGCUGCUGGGGUCCGUGCCGCGGACGGAUAUUUAACCUUCUGUCAGCGCUUAGAUGGGGUGUUGUAUGUACCACCGUUUGGCAAUCCUCGCCUGCUGUGUAAUGAACUUCCUGUGGACAGCCAAUAAAAUGACUCCUCUGCUA
Molecule: messenger RNA, 2726 nt
Organism: Phodopus roborovskii (desert hamster)
Lineage: Eukaryota; Metazoa; Chordata; Mammalia; Rodentia; Cricetidae
Gene: Zdhhc14
Product: zinc finger DHHC-type palmitoyltransferase 14
Exons: 9
Coding region: 613-2082 (489 amino acids)
Biological process (GO): protein targeting to membrane; peptidyl-L-cysteine S-palmitoylation
Cellular component (GO): Golgi apparatus; endoplasmic reticulum
Molecular function (GO): protein-cysteine S-palmitoyltransferase activity
Source: RefSeq, a predicted model, not a curated record